This is a messenger RNA of Danaus chrysippus (African queen), 3402 nucleotides long. NCBI's taxonomy places the organism in Eukaryota, Metazoa, Arthropoda, Insecta, Lepidoptera, Nymphalidae. The record is from the annotation of a GenBank genome assembly.
AUGGAACAUUUGAACACUCUAAAAGAACACGCUCCUAACGUGGAUCCGAUUAAGUUGGAGAAACUUCUAUCCGCAGCCUACGCUCUGAUAAGUCCAGAAUUACAACAGAUUAGUCUACCAGAUUUCCCAGUGGAUAAUUUAUAUGCUGCCGCACUCAUACUGGAGCGCAACCCAAACAUUCCAGUACACAAAUUAUUAUAUAUGUUAUACCCGUAUAACACUUUCCUUACUCGAGAUCAUAUAAAAAACGUCGAAGCAAUCUUGCAUAAUCUUGACAUUCAGAUAAAUCCUAAGUUAGAUAUUGCUCUACGAAAUGUAAAGUUUGUAGAAAAUCAAGCGUUAGUAGAUAUCGAUAUCAAUGGAAAUGUAUCGCAAUUUAGCGUAGCAUGUGGAGGAAAAAAAAGUAGGAGCGAAAGGAAAGGGUACGUUAGAACAGAAUUUCAAACACAGCUCUUAAAUGAUUUGCUUCUAAGUCAUGCUGUCGGAGAUUUUUGUAUUGUGGGUCCAAAAGGCUGUGGAAAAAGCCUGCUUGUCGAGCAAUUAGCGGGUUUAUUGGGUUACACAAUAGAGCCGAUAGUUCUGUACCAAGAUAUGACGGCAAGGGAUUUGAUACAGCAAAGAACUACGCUAGAAAACGGAGAUACGGUGUGGAGAAAUUCAGCUCUAGUAGAAGCUGCGUUGAAAGGACAUCUGGCGGUUUUAGAUGGACUUCAUAGGAUACAUGCUAGUACAUUGGCCGUUUUACAUCGAUUAGUUCACGACAGAGAAUUACAACUUCAUGAUGGGACGAGAUUGUUACGUCAUGAUAGAUAUGAUGAACUACUUAGUUCAGGUCUCACGGAACAGCAGUUAGAAGACAGCGGCGUAAAGAAAAUACACCCUGCUUUUAGAAUAGUAGCAUUAGCAGAGCCACCGGUUUUGGGAAGAGGACAGCAAUGGCUUUCACCUGAGAUUCUUAGCCUAUUUAUUUUCCAUGAAAUGAGAAACUUGAGUAAAGAUGAAGAAAUAUUUAUUAUAAAUUCUUUGUAUGGAAAUAUAUCUGCUCCAUUGCAUUCGAUUAUAAAUCUUGCUGAUCAAUUGAGAAAAUCUGAGGAUAGUACAUUAAAAAAUCUAUCGUCUUCUCUAUCUACGAGGCAAUUGCUGCGAAUAGCCAGUCGAAUGUCCAAAUAUCCAACGGAUUCCGCGUAUGAAACUGUCCAAAGAACUUUCCUAGCCAAAUUUUUGCCUAGCCUAGCCAGACGAGCACUAGAUGGGGCGAGCCAAAAAAUCGGAAUCGAUGUCCCGAAAAAAAUUGGCAUAUUCAACCGUGAGCCCAAAAAAAUAAAAUGUUCAGUUACAAAUGGUGUCCUAACUAUAGGAGAUACGAGCUCUAAUAUAUUUAAAACAGAUGCUUUAACGAAAGUACCGGAUAUUUUAUUCUAUGAUGUGCCUCAGCAUAUACGACUAUUGGAGUGGUUAUUGCAAGAUUUUCUGUUAGGAAACCAUUUAUUGCUCGUUGGCAACCAAGGAGUCGGAAAGAACAAAAUUGCUGAUAGACUUCUACAACUAUUGAAUCGUCCAAGAGAAUAUAUCCAACUUCACAGAGACACGACGGUUCAGUCAUUAACAGUGCAACCAACGGUUCAAGAUGGCGUCGUUAUAUAUGAAGAUUCGCCUCUAGUUAAAGCCUUUAAAUAUGGCCAUGUCUUGGUUGUGGAUGAGGCGGAUAAAGCACCAACACAUGUGACGUGUAUUUUAAAAACUUUAGUGGAAAAUGGGGAGAUGAUACUGAGCGAUGGUAGAAGAAUAGUCCCUAAACACAUGUUGGAGAGUUCGGGAGGAAAUUUGUCUAGUUUUAUUCCCGUUCAUGAUGACUUUAGAAUGAUUGUGCUAGCGAACAGACCGGGAUUCCCAUUUUUGGGAAAUGAUUUCUUUGCUUCAUUGGGUGACCUAUUCUCUUGUCAUGCGGUAGAUAAUCCAUCUAUAGAAUCUGAAUUAGAACUUCUACGUGCUUACGGACCGGAUGUUCCUGGGGAUGUCAUGAAAAAACUGGUUCAAGCCUUUGCAUUACUAAGAGAUAUGGCCGACCAAGGACAACUUACAUACCCAUAUUCUACUAGAGAACUAGUUAAUAUUGUUAAACAUUUACAGAAAUACCCAAAUGAAGAUCUGGCAACAGCAAUCGGCAAUGUGUUUGACUUCGAUCGCUACAGUAAAGACGUUUCAGACACUUUAUUAGAGGUACUUCACACGAGCGGGCUGCCUACAGAAGGCGUUCUGGUCGGACGUUCUAAGGAGGCCUUACAAAGGUUACAGAUGACCAUUGAUAGGAAAAGCGGUCUAGAUGUUUCAUCACCGAAGCACGGUAAGGAGGACCCUGAGAAUCAACCCCAUGUGGGGGGGAAUAUUUGGGCAGGCGGAACCGGGGGCAGAGACACUGCUGGCUUGGGGGGGAAGGGAGGACCUUACAGACUGGAUAAGGGACACGAUGUACACCAGUUAUCAGACGCCGAAAAAGACGAUAUACCGGAACACGUUAAAAAGGCUGCCAGGGAAAUGAACAGGAAAGCUUUUGAGGAGCGCUUGAAAGAAAUCAAUAUGAGUGAAUACGAUGCUAAGCUGUAUGAACAAUUCCUCAGAGCUGUGCAACCCCAGAUAGGAGCAUUACGAGGAGUGUUAGCUGAACUUCAAGCUAAGAAGAAGGAAAGACAGUGGUCCAGACAUCAGACUAGCGGGGAACUGGAUGAUGGGAAGAUUAUUGAAGGUCUAACAGGUGAAAGAUCAAUAUAUCGUCGUCGUCAAGAAUUGGAGCCACCUCCAGGUACUCCUCCGGACCAACCGAAACGACUCAGACUGGUUGUAGAUGUCUCUGGCAGUAUGUAUAGAUUCAAUUCAUACGACGGUCGUCUAGAACGUUCGAUGGAGGCUGUGGUGCUUCUGACAGAGGCUUUGAAGGGUUACGAGGCGAGGAUCAGAUACGACAUGUUCGGACACUCGGGGGAAGAACAUGCUUUGGAGCUUAUCAGGGUUGAUAGACCACCGGAGAAUGAGAAGCAGAGGCUUCAGAUAAUCCGUACAAUGCACGCGCAUGCUCAAUUCUGUUGGUCUGGUGACAAUACCUUGGCGGGCGCGCACCACGCGAUAAAAACACUCACACAUGAAGACGCCGAUGAAGCUAUAGUUGUUAUACUAUCUGACGCUAAUCUACGAAGAUAUGGCAUAGCCCCGGAACGUUUAGGCUCCAUAUUGACUUCAGAGCCAAAGGUUCAGGCUCACGUGAUAUUCAUCGGCAGUCUCGGUGACGAGGCUAACAUUCUCCUACGUUCCUUGCCCGCUGGUCACGCUCACGUUUGUAUGGAAGUUUCUUCGUUGCCUCACAUCAUGCAGCAGAUAUUCGCUUCUUCACUUAUGCAGAAUUCCUAA